AGUUGUGGUGAGUAUUGAGAGAGAGAGAGAGGUGAGAAAUUGGUGGAUCAAUUUUAAUCAAAGAGGGCUUUAAAACAAAGCCGGGCAGGCACAUCGAUAACAUCUCAACAUCUCAACAUGGCCUUGUCUGCUCUACACUGCAGGACACAUGGAGACCCAAUCAAGUUUCUGAACAGUAUGGGAGUACCUGAAAGUCUUUCAAGCGCUAGCCACAGGGGAUGCUGCUGCCGAUGAUCACUGGGGGAAGUGAAGUGAAGUGGUCGUCUUGAGUGUACUUCACAUGCUGCUCCAUUACUACAGGAGAGGAGUCGGCAAAGCAGCAGCAGCAGAAGGAGGAAGAGGAGCAUGCUGAACAUCAGCAUCACCGCCACCACCAACACCUCCAGCAACACCGCCACCGCCAGCAGCAGCUGCCAUGUGUCCGGCGCCAGCCCUCUCCUCCUGCUGCCCCUGCUGCCCCUCAUCCUGGCCACGGUGGCGGGCAACCUGCUGGUGAUGUGCGCGGCGGCGCGGAGCCCCGUCCUGCGCCCCAACCCCACAGGCGUGCUGCUGACCUCGCUGGCCUGCUCCGACCUGCUCAUGGGGCUCCUGGUGCUGCCCAUGGGCGCCAGUCAGCUGGCCAGCGGGGGGCGCUGGGUGCUGGGCCGGGCCGCCUGCGUGCUGUGGAUGAGCGUGGACGUGCUGUGCGUGACGGCCAGCAUCCAGAUGCUGUGCGCCAUCGCCCUGGACCGAUACGUGGCAGUCACCAGGCCGCUGCGCUACCCAGUGCUGGUGAGCAAGAGGCGGGCGCGCGCGGUCGUCUGCGUCAUCUGGCUGGUCGCCGUGGUAACCAUGGUCCCCAUGAUCCCCAUGGUGACGGAGUCCCCCUGGAAGCAGGCCGAGGGCUGCUGUGACUUCAAGGUGUCCCCCGAAUACGCGCUGGCCUCCUCCGUGGUCUCCUUCUACCUGCCGCUGGUCGUCAUGGUGUUCGUGUACGGCCGCGUCUACACCAUAGCGCGGAGGCAGCUGCGCCACAUCGACUGCGACCAGCGCCGCUUCCGGCCCUCCGAGGACUCGGUGGACGCUGCCGAACUACUAGACUCAACCCAGCGGUGCCCCCCCUCCGUUCUUACCAUCCCGACCGGUACCACCACUCUGAUGCCAUCCAAACUGGAUACUGACCCACCCUCUGCCAGCACUCCUUCCCUCAUCGGUGGUGGUGGUGGUGGU
Messenger RNA from Engraulis encrasicolus (European anchovy), 1209 nucleotides. Its product is annotated as beta-3 adrenergic receptor-like. Gene Ontology annotation, cellular component: plasma membrane. Gene Ontology annotation, biological process: norepinephrine-epinephrine-mediated vasodilation involved in regulation of systemic arterial blood pressure; adenylate cyclase-activating adrenergic receptor signaling pathway. The record is from RefSeq and is a predicted model, not a curated record. The transcript has 3 exons. NCBI's taxonomy places the organism in Eukaryota, Metazoa, Chordata, Actinopteri, Clupeiformes, Engraulidae. Gene Ontology annotation, molecular function: beta3-adrenergic receptor activity; epinephrine binding. The annotation marks the transcript as partial.